Desarmillaria tabescens is the source of this 888-nucleotide messenger RNA. RefSeq lists its product as uncharacterized. The record is from RefSeq and is a predicted model, not a curated record. Bases 1 to 888 code for a protein of 295 amino acids. Lineage: Eukaryota; Fungi; Basidiomycota; Agaricomycetes; Agaricales; Physalacriaceae. The transcript has 6 exons.
AUGGACUGGAAGCCUUGGGCAUUUGAAGCGACGCUUAACGGGGGCUGUGAUAGUGCGACAGAGGGCUACCACGUCUUGAAGAUGGUAUGGAGGUCGGCGUGUGGGCCCUUGUCUGGGGCUUCAAGCAGUGGAGAGAAGAGUAGAUGUACUGCUUCGAAUUCUUCUACCAGACGAGAAGAAAAUCCAGAUGGGAAGUGCACGCUUAAGUUGUGCGUCAAUAGCCGCCUCAAAGACAAGGUUGCCGCUGUGGAAGACUUUACUGGAAUGUUCCUGGUUUACUCCACACCACAGCAUUCAACCGGUGUCAAAUCGGUGUGGCAGGCGAUCGAGAGGUCAUGGUUUCUUCCCACACUGAACGUUAACAUGAAAAGGCGAGAUCACCCCAAUCUGCUGAGCGAGAUUCCAGAUGAAAAACAGGAUGUACUGAUACUGGUAGCUAUACUAAAGGUUCAAGGAAGCUUUCAAUCGUCCCCGGAAUCCAUACUAAAGGUUCAAGAAGGCUUUGAAUCAUCCCCGGAAUGUAAGAUAUCGGAUUUGAAUCCAGGCUGCCAUAAUCGAGUUCUGAAAGCAAAGAUUCAGGAAUUCCCUGAACUAGUGACGAAAGCCUCCGUUCAGGGCAAAGUUUCCGCAGAUGGUAAACCUAAGGUUUGUGGGGUCCCGGAACGCAUGCCUAGACCUUUAGUUCCCGUGCCGACAUCGAGUAUACUAAAAUUAGGUUUUGGGACCCCGUUCCGGCUGAGGACGCCCCAAACCUUAGUUUCGGCUUUGCCUAACAUGGAUACCGAAAUAAAGUAUUCCAGACGAGAUUUCGGUAGCACUCACAUUUUCGGUGCUGGUCUUGCCAAAAUAAGUACCGAAACAGAUGCUUUCGGCAUUGAUUCAGGGUAA